This is a messenger RNA of Brassica oleracea var. oleracea, 2315 nucleotides long. RefSeq names its product subtilisin-like protease SBT1.7. NCBI's taxonomy places the organism in Eukaryota, Viridiplantae, Streptophyta, Magnoliopsida, Brassicales, Brassicaceae. The coding region runs from base 23 to 2308 and encodes 761 amino acids. The transcript has a single exon. The record is from RefSeq and is a predicted model, not a curated record. Gene Ontology annotation, molecular function: serine-type endopeptidase activity. Gene Ontology annotation, biological process: proteolysis.
AUAUCCACACAGCUUACAAAAGAUGUCUUCUUCGUUUCUCUCCUCCACUACUUCCUUCUCUAUCGUUCUUCUCUACUUGGGCGCCUGCCACAUCUCCGAUGGAGCUCAACAAUCAACUUACAUUGUUCACAUGGCGAAAUCUCAGAUGCCGUCGAGCUUCGACCAACACUCUCUCUGGUACGAGUCCUCCCUCAGGUCCGUCUCAGAAUCUGCUGAAUUGCUCUAUACUUACAACAGUGCGAUACAUGGAUUCUCUACUCGGCUUACUCCCGAAGAAGCCGACUCGCUCAUGACCCACCCUGGUGUCAUCUCGGUUCUACCAGAGAAGCGGUACGAGUUAGACACCACUCGGACUCCACAUUUCCUCGGUCUGGACGUACACAACGCAGGCCUAUUCCCCGAAACCACCGGUGCAUCCAGCGAUAUCGUCGUUGGAGUUUUUGACUCAGGUGUUUGGCCAGAGAGCAAAAGCUUCGCAGACGAAGGAUACGGUCCCAUCCCGCCUACAUGGAAAGGCGGAUGCGACACUGGGACUAACUUCACCGCUUCGCUCUGUAACCGCAAACUAGUCGGAGCUAGAUUCUUCGCUCGGGGUUACGAAGAAAUUAACGGACCUGUGGACGAAUCCAUAGAGUCAAGAUCACCUAGAGACGACACCGGUCACGGAACACACACGUCAUCAACCGCGGCUGGAUCCGUUGUGGAAGGAGCUAGUCUUCUAGGCUUCGCUAAUGGGACAGCUCGUGGGGUUGCUUCCUGGGCUCGAGUGGCGAUUUACAAAGUUUGUUGGAGAUAUGGUGGUUGCUUGAGCUCAGAUAUUUUAGCUGGAAUGGAUAAAGCCAUCGAAGAUAACGUGAACGUUAUGUCCAUCUCUAUCAGCGAAAUAGCGGUUGAUUAUUAUGGAGACAUUAUGGCCAUUGGAGCAUUCGCGGCCAUGGAAAGAGGUAUCUUUGUUUCAUGCUCUGCUGGUAAUAGGGGUCCCAGCUCUUACAGUGUUAGGAACGUAGCUCCGUGGAUUACUACUGUUGGGGCUGGUACUAUUGAUCGUGAUUUUCCCGCGCUCGUGAUUCUCGGCAACGGGCAGAACUAUACUGGAGCUUCGUUGUUUAAAGGAGAUGCUCUCCCGCCUAAAUUAUUGUCGUUUGUUUACGCCGGGAAUGCUAGUAACAAUGAUACUGGAAAUUUAUGUUACCCUGAAACACUGAUACCCGAGAAGGUAAAGGGGAAGAUCGUGAUGUGCGAAGACGGAGGAAAUAGUAGGGUUCACAAAGGGGAGGUAGUGAAAGCUGCUGGUGGACUCGGAAUGAUUCUGCCGAAUACGGCGGAUGACGGAGAAGAGCUUCAGGCGGUUGCUUAUUUGUUACCGGCAGCCACUGUGGGACAGAAAGCUGGUGACGUUAUCCGUAACUACGUCUUGGCCGAUCCCAAUCCCACGGCUAGGAUUGUUAUCCAAGGAACUGUAGUUAACGUCCAGCCCUCUCCCGUGCUUGCAGCUUUUAGCUCCCGAGGACCUAACCCGGUAACGCCAAACAUUCUCAAACCGGACUUGAUCGCUCCGGGAGUCAAUAUCCUCGCCGGGUGGACCGGAGUUGCUAGUCCAACCGGACUAGAUUCUGAUACUCGCCGCGUGGAAUUCAACAUCCUCUCUGGAACGUCCUUGUCUUGCCCUCACGUCAGUGGUUUAGCGGCUCUACUCAAGUCUGUGCAUCCGCAAUGGAGCCCCGCGGCGAUUCGAUCUGCUCUUAUGACCACUGCUUACAAAUCCUACAAAGACGGAAAACAGAUCAUCGACAUCGCGACGGUAACACCUUCAACGCCGCUCGGACACGGUGCUGGACACGUGUCGCCGACGACGGCCACCAAUCCAGGGCUCAUCUACGAUCUAACGGCGGUGGAUUAUUUAGAUUUCCUCUGUGCAAUGGACUACACAGCUUCAGAUAUCGAAAUCGUGUCGAGACGCAACUACACUUGUGAUCCGAGCAAAACAUACUCGGUCGCUGAUCUAAACUACCCGUCGUUCGCUGUUUACGUCGACGUAGCCGGUGAAUACAAGUACACACGCACGGUCACUAGCGUGGGAGGAGCUGGGACAUACUCCGUUAAAGUAACCUCGGAGACAAGAGCAGUUAAGAUUUUGGUUGAACCGGCGGUUUUGAAUUUCAAAGAAGUAAACGAGAAGAAAUCGUAUGCGGUAACGUUUACCGUUGACUUGUCUAAGCCGUCUGGGUCUAACAGCUUUGGGAGCAUCGAGUGGUCAGAUGGAAAACAUGUGGUGUCUAGUCCCGUGGCUGUUAGCUGGAACUAUUAAAAGACUC